Pundamilia nyererei is the source of this 1113-nucleotide messenger RNA. It is a transcript of the gene pjvk, whose product is annotated as pejvakin. The record is from RefSeq and is a predicted model, not a curated record. Gene Ontology annotation, biological process: programmed cell death. Gene Ontology annotation, cellular component: cytoplasm. Bases 1 to 1113 code for a protein of 370 amino acids. NCBI's taxonomy places the organism in Eukaryota, Metazoa, Chordata, Actinopteri, Cichliformes, Cichlidae. The transcript is spliced from 6 exons.
AUGUUUGCUGCAGCGACCAAAAACUUUGUGAAGCAGGUGGGAGACACAGGGAGGUUGAUCCCUGUCCCGAGCCUGAGUGAGGCUGACCGCUACCAGCCCCUCAGCCUGGUUACCAGAAAGAGGAGGAAGCAUUUUUGGAAGAAGGACAAGUAUGCCUCAACACCUUUCUCACUGAAAGACAUCCUGGUGGGCGAGAAAGAGAUCACAGCAGGGGUUUCCUCUUACCAACUCCUCAACUACGAAGAUAAAUCUGAUGUAGCUCUCAAUGGUCGGUUAGGGAACCACAUCAUCAAUGAUGUGGGGUUCAACAUCAGCGGGUCAGACUCAGUGGCUGUAAAAGCCUCCUUUGGCAUUGUGACCAAACACGAGCUGGAGGUGCCAACGUUAUUGCGUGAACUCAACUCCAGGAAGGUGGACCUGGAUCACUGCCUGAUUCGUCAGUCAAAGGAGAGCGGACGCAGUGUCCUCUGUGUUGUCGUGGAGAGUAUUCGCACCACGCGUCAAUGCUCUCUGACCGUGCAUGCUGGCAUGAGAGGGACCACCAUGAGGUUUCAGAUUGACGACGGCAGAAACCCCAAAGGUCGAGACAAGGCCAUUGUCAUCCCAGCUCACACCACCAUCGCCUUCAGCAUCUGUGAGCUCUUUGUUCGACUGGAUGGACGACUUGAUAUUUGUGUGGCUCCGGAGUCACAGGGAGGCUUUGAGCGUGAGCAGAUCAGGGAGCAGCUUGGUGGUUUCAUUGGUCGCUUCUCCAUGGGGCGACUACGCCGCUUCCUCUCUGGGAUCAUCUACGGAAACCCCUUUAGAGCAGAUGACCGAACAUUCGAAGAGCUCACCCACUCUGACACCUACAUGGACGACAUGGUGACCGACUACUACGAGAAGGCUGCCAGCAUGACGGACAUUUCCACCGCUUACUUGAGGGAAAGCUCACAUACAAGGGUCAACCUCCUCAAACACAACAUCCCCAAGGGCCCCUGCGCACUCUGCGGGAUGGGCAACCAACGGCGGGAAACCGUGUACGGCUGCCUGGAGUGCUCGACUGGGGGCCAGAAAUACGUCCGGCUGCAUGUGGUACCCUGUUUUGAUCUCUGGCAUAAAACCUUGAGGUGA